Molecule: messenger RNA, 1947 nt
Organism: Aaosphaeria arxii CBS 175.79
Lineage: Eukaryota; Fungi; Ascomycota; Dothideomycetes; Pleosporales
Exons: 5
Coding region: 1-1947 (648 amino acids)
Source: RefSeq, a predicted model, not a curated record
AUGAACUAUCCAUCGCCACCACCCAGCCAAUCACACGCCGAGAUCUUCCUCACGCCUUACACGUCCAUCCAGAUGGGCGCGGUAACCCCCAUGCACAAUGACGAACCCAACGUUGAAUUUCCAGCCGGAUGGAAUGAAGAACGUGGUUUUGUCUCGCCUUAUCAUAGAAACCCCUUCCUAUCUACUCCUGUCCCUGAUGGUGUUCAACAUAGCUUGAAUGUCAACAACGGUGACAUCUUGCGAUGGGACGCUUUUCCCCAUGGAGUCGCAGCGGCAGAGGACUUCAGUUCCUCGUGGACUCAAGGUGGUGUUGACGGGGAUCCGUUGAUGAAUGAUAUGUGGGGGCACAACAACAAUACAUUCUUCCCUGAUGUCGACACACAAGGCGAGUUCACACAAGGCGAGUUCACGCAAAGCCAUGUCAAUGUCGGAACUCACAUGAGCCCAUCUCGUCCUGAACGGUUGUCGACAGUGUUCACGCAAGGCGACGCCGUUGCGUAUGGACCUAGCGAUGCGGUUGUAACCAGUAACGAUAAUGAUGGCAUUGAACAUCUAGUUGAGGAUGGCGUCGAUGAUCAAGGAUCGUUGAAGUUUAUCCAAUGCCCUCAGCCCGCAAGGCCCAGGCGCGCGGCUGUGUCUAGGGGACAGAAGCCGACGGGGGUAAUUAAGCUCAAGAAGAAUUCACGGCCCAGGCCCAUGUAUCGACCUAUCGAGAUGAAGGUUCGUUCUGCUGUUAGGAAGGAUCCGUUGAUCCAAUGCACGACGCAGUUCGUCCACUAUGAACCGCAAACGUCAAGUACUACAACGGACAGCUCCGAUGAAGAAUCCGAUGAAGAAUCCGUCUUCGAUCCCUACGACCAGGUGACCUCCCAUGAGGACAAGUUAGAAGCCGGCAAGCAACGCCUAGAAAACGACCGCAUCCGCUUCUUCAACAACGGCUACGUCGAGCGAAUCCCAGGCACAGUCGAUGGCCAUAUCACCGCAACAGACUUGAAUCGCUUCGAUGAAGGCCUAGGACCCGAACGUAAAUUCCGCCAUAACGAAGAUAAAUUCCCAAGCGAACAACAAUCUGGAUCAACCAAGUGGCGAUGGCCGGAACUCCGCAUCAAGAACUAUAUGGAAAACAAGUGGAGGGUAGACGACUACGCGUUUGAAGGACCGCCUCACGCAGGUCGAAACCACUGGGCGCCUGCGACCACGGACUUGUCGGUUCUGGGUGACAUUGACAUUUCGGCGUGGGAGAUUGUUGCCUUCCUUCCGGCGACGAUUUCACAGUACAAUGUGAGCCAUCGUCUAGCGGCAAACGGAUGGAUGCCAGCGAAGAUCGCAGAUGCCAUUAAUUACGUCCACCAACUCCCGUUGGAGUCACACAUCAAGGGCGAUACCGUAAAACACAAGGUUCUGGCUUCAGAUAAGCGUCGCUAUGGCCAAUCCUGGGUGAAAUGCUGCAAGGCAAACGGCUUCGCACAAGACCGCCCACGAGUCACGGAUGGCACCGCCCGUUAUCUCAGCGCAGCAGGCGGGGCUUUCGAGUGCUACGACCGGUGGCGCCCACGAGCGAACCCGUAUCUCUUGAAUCUCGCGGGGAACGCAACACAAGUGAAGUUCCCGGAGCGAGAACAUCGUGGUGUUCUGACUGCGGCGGUCGAGUUCGCUAUCAAGCAUGAUCUGAAAGAUUGUCGACUGAGUGAUGUCCCUGCACUCGUCGCUGAAUACAAUCUAGGUCAGAUGAGCCAUUGGCGUAAGGCAUGGAUGCCGACCCCAACCGCGGAUAUGAAUGCGCUUGAUGAGUUCAAAGUGAUGAUGGAGCCGAUCCGGAAGGAGCUUGGAAGGUCAAGGCGAAAGGAGAAUAAGAUUAGUCGUACGACCAGGAAAAGGAAAAGGAGUGGUGAUGAUGAGGAUGAGGAUGAGGAUCAGGGACGAAGGAAGAAGGUGUCGCGUGUUUAA